Molecule: messenger RNA, 1947 nt
Organism: Aureobasidium vineae
Lineage: Eukaryota; Fungi; Ascomycota; Dothideomycetes; Dothideales; Saccotheciaceae
Source: the annotation of a GenBank genome assembly
AUGUCUGUCUUACAAUUCUACCUCAAUGGUUUCAGGACAGGUGAUCCUCACGAUCUCUACCGAGCACGCGAACAAGGAAGCGAUGCAAUCCAAAACGACGUCCCAGAAGAAGUCGAUGUCCUAAUCGUCGGCUCUGGACCAGCAGGACUUGCACUCGCAGCACAACUCUCACUCUUCCCAAACAUCACCACCCGACUCGUCGAGCAAAAAGCCGAACGACUCACUCUAGGUCAGGCAGAUGGCCUUCAAGUCCGCAGCAUUGAAAUGUUCGAGGCGUAUGGAUUCAGCGAGAGAAUACUCAAGGAAGCCUAUCACAUCAAUGAAAUUACAUUCUGGAAGCCCGACGAGCAGAAUCCAGAGUGUAUUGUGAGAAGUGGGAGGAUCAAGGAUACGGGUGAUGACCUGUCCGAGUUCCCGCAUGUCAUUCUCAAUCAAGCGAGGGUGCAUGACUUUUUCCUCGAUGUCAUGCUCAGAUCGUCGACAAGACUGCAACCAUCCUACUCGCGCAAGCUCAAGCAACUCAACCUCCAACCAGCAAAGGAUGGCUCUUCACGAGACACAUCUUCCGUGCAGGUCCAGCUCGAAAGAACAGACCCCGGCCAUGAAGGACAACUCGAGAACGUACGUGCCAAAUACGUAGUCGGCUGCGACGGAGCACGCAGCGCUGUCCGUCAAGCCCUCGGCCUCAAACUCGAAGGCGACUCUGCAAACCAAGCAUGGGGCGUCAUGGACGUGCUCGCCGUCUCAGACUUUCCAGACUGGAGAACCAAAGUCGCUAUCCACUCGGCAAGCCAAGGUAGCAUCUUGAUCAUCCCCAGAGAAGGAGGCUAUCUCGUACGUCUCUACAUCGAACUCGACAAACUAUCCGCGAACGAGCGUAUCUCCAGCAAAAAGAUCUCGGCAGACCAGCUCAUCGAAACUGCUAAACGCAUCUUCCACCCAUAUACUUUGGAUGUCAAGGAAGUGGUCUGGCACUCCGUCUACGAAAUUGGUCAACGCCUCUGCAGCAGAUUCGAUAACCUCACUGCACAGGAGGCAGAAUCCAGAUACCCAAACAUCUUCAUCGCAGGCGACGCAUGCCACACCCACAGCCCCAAAGCCGGCCAAGGCAUGAAUGUAAGCAUGCAAGACGGCUUCAAUCUAGCCUGGAAACUAGCCUCUGUGCUCAACACCACAACAUCNCCCUCCAUCCUGCACACCUACUCGACCGAGCGUCAGAAAGUGGCUCAAGACCUGAUAAACUUUGACCGCGAGAUUGCGUCCAUGUUCAGCGCUCGCCCCAAGAAAACCAAUGAUGAUGAAGAUGGAAUAGACCCUGCCGAAUUUCAAAAAUUCUUCGAGAAACAGGGUUUGUUCAUGGCAGGCUUGGGAACAGCCUACGCUCCUUCCCUCGUCACUGCCAACCCAGUCCAUCAAGAAUUAGCAAAAGGCUUCCCCAUCGGUGAGCGUCUACACUCGGCACCAGUGAUCCGUCUCGCAGACGCAAAGCCCAUCCAACUAGGCCACAUCGUCAAAGCAGACGGCAGAUGGAGAGUCUUCAUCUUUGCUUCCGCCCAAGACCCUGCAGUGCCUGCUUCACCUUUCCAGCUCGCCUGCAAGACCAUCGCAGAGGUGGUGGACAAGUUCACACCUGAAGGUGCAGAUGUGGAUUCCGUCAUCGAUGUUCGCGGUAUCCUGCAGCAGGGACAUGCGUCGUUGAACAUCAACGACAUGCCUGCCAUCGUGUGGCCGCAGAAGGGAAAGUUUGGGCUCAGGGAUUAUGAAAAGGCGUUUUGCGCAGAGGCUGUGAUUGGACAUAAGGACAUCUUCACUGCUAGGGAGAUCAAUCGCGAGAAGGGCUGUGUUGUCGUCGUGAGACCCGAUCAAUACGUCGCCAAUAUUCUGCCUCUGGAUGACCGUAAUGGGCUGGAAAAGUUCUUUGGGGGUUUUAUGCGAGCAAAGAAGUGA